GCUGAUCUCAUAGAAAAUGUUAGGAACCGUAGCGUAACUUCUCUGUUCGUUGCUGAACCGUGCUUGAUGUAAUGGACUUAAAACGUAAAAAGAACGUUAAAGAGCUCGUUGAAUUUGCAGACCAAAUGAGUACAAACUACAGUCGGUCCACAUUUCAGAGACUUCUUAACCAAAGUGAUGUCCACCUCGCUCGAGUCGACAAGCCUCUUCUUGUUUUUAAAGCAUUCUAUUUCUUCUUGUACAGUUCAUUGGCGACAACAUUCCCGUUUCUGUCAUCAUACUUUCGACAAAUCGGUUUCUCUUCGUAUCAAGUUGAUGUCCUCGUUAGCAUUCGUCCAUUUGUACAACUCCUUUUAAGUCCAUUGUGGGGAGUUCUUGCUGAUCGUUAUUUGCCAAAGAAAAUGAUGCUCCAGUUUUGCACUUUUGUAUGGCUUAUAGGGACCAUUUCAUUGGCCUUUGUUGAGCCCACUGGCCAGAUGUGCCAGCUGGUUUCUCUCAACGAAACUGACUCGAAAGUUAUAAACUCCACUGUGAUGCAGACAGGAUUCUUCAGGCGAAGACGAGUUAGUGAGUACUUUACAAGACGAUCAAAGCUGAUUCCUAGGAAUCCCAUAAACGACUUACGUAGUACCAAUGGCUUUGACAGCGUUGAGGUACAGAUAUCAUCUGGUUCGGGAUCGCCUCAAGAGAGUGAAGUAUCAGGAAGUGGAACCGGAGAGUCAUUUGACCAUGAUAGAGAGCCUAACAUUACCAGUAACAACAAGACUCGCAGCAUCACCACAAUUCCAAUUUCUAAUCUCAAGUCAAAACCCAAAGAGCCACUCAAUCAAAUUCAAUUCAACUUUACCACAAGGAAUGAGCUUAGGGAAAACACUUCUCGGCUCCAUCAUAUAUUUGUUGGUGCUUUAGCUCUGGUUGUUUUCGAGGAAAUAUUCUUAUGUCCAGUUUUCUUCAUGGCUGAUACAGUGUUACUCGCCAAGCAAGUGGAGGAGGAUACAGCUGUGUAUGGAUAUCAAAAGCAAUUUGGUUCAAUAGGCUACCUAAUAUUUUUCCUCAUUACCGGGAUCUUAGUCAACAAUUCUCAGCGGCAAAUGUGCGGGCACAUCUACGCCGACUACGUUAUCAACUUUUGCUUUUAUUGUGUAAUUACAAUUGUGAUAUUACUAGUCUUAAUCAAGUUCGAGAUACCACAAAGGCCAGUUGAAAAUUUCCCCAAUGAGAGGCUCAAAACUACUUACAACACAAAACAUUACGGAACGUUUGCUGCGACCGCGGCUUUCAUGGGCUUUUCACAUUCAGUGAUUUCAAAAUUUCACGUCACUUAUCUCUCUAAGGCCAAAGGGGGGCAUAUUACUUCUACAAUAAUGUUUUUUGGCUUCCUUGGAGAACCCCUUGGCUUUUUCUUGAGUCAUAAACUGAUACGCCAUAUGGGGGAUAUAAAUAUGAUAUUCACUGUUCUAGUGUCGUACAUGUUUAAUCAUUUUGCAUGCUCCUUUGUAACAAGUUCUUGGCAGCUCAUCCCUCUUGGUCUACUGGAAGGAUUCACAUUUGCCACUUCAUUCGUAGUAUGUACCACGUAUUUGGCGAAUUCUUCUCCCCUGGAUUGCCUGGCAACCGUACAAGGUGUGUUCCAGAGCAUCUACUGGGGUGUCGGUGGAAUUCUUGGCCUUGUGUUUGGUGAAAGUCUCACUCGCGUGGCAGGGCCAAUUAUUGCGUUCCGUGUUUUUACCAUGGCAGCUGUCAUUUCUAUCGUAAUAUUCACUACGGGCCUGAAACACCUCAAUUUCCGACACCGUAAUUACUAUUCAGUAUUGCUUGACACCUUUCACAACUGCGUUGACAGCGAGAAAAUACAAAAUAAGAACUUAAGCUAUACAAAUGACACUCGAGCACAAAACCAGUUCAACGGCCAGUUUCAGCAGGCUUCUGUCGGAGUCGCGGAGCCUGAGGCAAGUGAUUCACGGACAGAAGACUGGGACAAGUAUUACUAAUCUGAUCAAACCGAUUUUGUCCUUAUUCAACGGAAAGUCACAUAGUCAAUUGAAUCUCGUUCCUCAUGAUGUGUGCUUUCAUCUCGUCCUCUUUUAUCUCUCAGUGUAACAAUUAAUUUUUAAUUAUUUUUGAGGCUAUACAGCUUGCCACAAUCCUGAAUCGUUUCAUCUAU
Messenger RNA from Pocillopora verrucosa, 2164 nucleotides. Its product is annotated as major facilitator superfamily domain-containing protein 6. Gene Ontology annotation, cellular component: membrane. The record is from RefSeq and is a predicted model, not a curated record. Lineage: Eukaryota; Metazoa; Cnidaria; Anthozoa; Scleractinia; Pocilloporidae.